CGCACGCGGUCGUCUCCAUCCGACUCAACUCGUCUCCACCGGUCCACCCCCAUCGAUCCCAACCGAUCCCCCGCUCCCACUUGAAGCUGCCAAUUCCAGAGGAUCACGCCCGCCCAAUCCCAGAUUCCUCUCCUCCCCUCUCGAAUCACGCCCGCCCAUUCCCAGAGGCCUCCGCCGCUGGCGUCGACUAAUCUGGUGUUGAGUUUCUGUUGCAAGUGCAGCCAUGUCCAUGUUCAAUAGGAUCUUUGGGAAGCCCAAGGAGCAAGCCAACUCCAAUGCGUUGGCCACUCUGGACAAGUUAAAUGAGACUCUUGAUAUGCUGGAGAAGAAAGAAAAAGUGCUGGAGAAAAAAGCAGCUGCUGAGCUUGAGAGGGCCAAGGAGUUCUCAAAAGCAAAGAAUAAAAGAGCGGCUAUCCAAUCCUUGAAGAGGAAAAAACUUUACGAGCAACAAAUUGAGCAGCUUGGAAAUUUUCAGUUGAGAAUCCAUGAUCAGAUGAUCAUGUUAGAAGCUGCUAAAGCUACGACAGAGACUGUUGAUGCAUUGAGGACUGGAGCUGCAGCUAUGAAAGCAAUGCAAAAAGCAACAAAUAUUGAUGAUGUCGACAAGACUAUGGAUGAAAUUAACGAACAAACUGAAAAUAUGAAACAAAUACAAGAUGCUUUGUCAGCUCCUCUAGGAGCUUCUGCUGAUUUUGAUGAGGAUGAACUGGAAGCGGAACUUGAGGAACUGGAGGGAGCAGAGUUGGAAUCUCAGCUUCUAGAGCCUGUUGCAGCUCCUCCUGUGCAUCCAGUGCAGGUCCCAACCAACAGGAUACCAACUCGCCCUGUUCCACAGAAGCCUACAGCUGAGGAUGAUGAGCUUGCUGCACUGCAAGCUGAAAUGGCGUUGUGAUCAGGUUCCCAAUGAAGAGGUGAAAUGUACAAAUUUGGAUUUACGCUACAAAGUUUGGAAGCAAGUCUGGCUACAAUAUAGUUUCUCAUGUGUGUAUAGUCUUGGGGGUCAUUUGGCAAUCGAAGCAUAAAAGGCUGCUCAAGCCAGUGUUUGUUUCAGUGGUUUUGGGUCUGUUUUCCAUAGACAGAGUUUCAGUUAAUAUGGCUCGGUUAGCUCCAUCCAUGCUAACCAUCCAAGUCAUGCAACCAUUGUUGUCGCACAGUAUUUUUCAUUGACCCAUAAUGUCUGGAACCAAUGUAAAAAUGUUGAAACGCAUGAAAUCCGUAGGAUCCGCAUUUGAUGCGGCGGUUCGCAUAAAUAUAAUUAUGUCUUUGUUA
This is a messenger RNA of Phragmites australis (common reed), 1269 nucleotides long. RefSeq names its product vacuolar protein sorting-associated protein 32 homolog 2-like. Gene Ontology annotation, cellular component: ESCRT III complex; multivesicular body; cytoplasmic side of plasma membrane. The transcript is spliced from 8 exons. Bases 224 to 892 code for a protein of 222 amino acids. Lineage: Eukaryota; Viridiplantae; Streptophyta; Magnoliopsida; Poales; Poaceae. Gene Ontology annotation, biological process: late endosome to vacuole transport via multivesicular body sorting pathway; vesicle budding from membrane. The record is from RefSeq and is a predicted model, not a curated record.